Messenger RNA from Klebsormidium nitens, 3638 nucleotides. The record is from the annotation of a GenBank genome assembly. NCBI's taxonomy places the organism in Eukaryota, Viridiplantae, Streptophyta, Klebsormidiophyceae, Klebsormidiales, Klebsormidiaceae.
GUGCUUUCAAAAGCUCAUUUUCGCUGAAGAGUGGCGCUCCAAAGCGCAGCGGCGGGACAGCAUUGCACACCAUGGCCCCCAGGAACGCUCCAGCAGGUGUCGACCUCGGCCUCUGUAUUGCCGCUUACGUUGUUGGCCGGGUCGUUGGCCGGAAUGUGCCGCUGCCUUCCACGCGCAAUGAGCUCAAGUCUGUGUUCCUCGACCUCAGGGCCCAUCCCACAUGGCAGAGCCUGGGGGUGUACCUCUCUCCUUUCGACGCCAUACAAGAGCUUGUGAGGGCAGGCUUCGUCGUUGCAAGACGUGGCCCGAGGGUCAAAUGGCAGGACAAUGUCAUUAGGGUAAGGUCUGCCGAGCUUCUGAGCAGCACAUUUGCUUCAGUGGGGAACUCUUCAGAACCGGAAGCAGAAGGAGAGGUGGGGCUGAGAAGGGAGCUCCGGGCGCUAGGAUAUGAAGCGUUGACAGGUCAUGCAAAUGUUAGUAUCACAUGGCCCUUUCCUGCUGACAAGGCUUGCAGCCGGCCACACUCCAUCGACACUGAUACGACAGCCGUCGACUAUCUUGAUGUGACAAAUGUCAGUAAAAAGCCUUUGGUGAUUUUGAGCGUCUUCACACCCAUAAUGCGCCCCCAGGGUGCUUUCUCCAUAGACAUUGGAGGAGAAUUCCCCAUGACCAUCAGCCCAGGGCAGCGGGUUAGGGUCACCGUGACGCUCGCCCCCCAGGCGUUGGGGCUCCAUCAGACAGCGGUUAUGUUUGUCUUUGCGGGUUUCAAGGUUGUCCGCUCCAUACUAGUUCUGGUGGAGGACGAGGUGGCAAGAGCCAGCGCUCCCGCACGGCCCUACGUGAAGCCUACAAGGAAACCGUUGGUGGAGGCGGCAGCAGAAAUUGUGCCUGGAGAGGCCCCACCUAUGCCAAGGACUAAGUACCAGAACAGGCUUCCAGAGUAUAGGAUACCGGCCGGGGUUAGGAAUGCGGUUAGCAGGGGGGAGGAGCCGCCGGUGCUUGAAGAAGAACUGAGUGCGGAGAACUACAGGAACAGGAUGGGGGCGCUGCUCCAUGUGGAGGAACUGCAGAUGGGGGUGGAUAUCCAGACGUUCAACAUGGAGGGAGCUGAACUGCAGCGGUCGGGGGCUGGCUUUCUGGCGCUCAAGGUCCCAGGACUGGCGGAAAAGCGCCCCUCCGUGCUGUAUGGAGAUCGCGUGUUUGUGCACCUUCCAGGACAGCCUAAGAAGGAGUUUGAGGGUUGUGUUCAUGCGGUGCGGCUGGAAGAGAUCGUCCUCAAAUUCCACUUCUCCUUCCACGCCGCCUUCGUCCCCGGUCAACGGGUUAACGUCCGCUUCACCUUUAACCGGGUGACGAUCCGCCGGGAGCACGAGGCCAUCCAAGAGUCUGCCAAGCUGCCCCCGGGGCUCCUUUUCCCGGCCACUUCGGACUGGGUUAACGCAAUCCCGUACAGACCAACCCACUUCCAGCCGAUUAACAAAGAGCUGAACGAGCAACAACUGGGCGCCGUAAGUGAGGUGCUGAACCGCGCUGGCGGGGGGUCAGCGAACGGCUGCCCGUACCUGGUGUUCGGCCCCCCCGGGACGGGGAAGACAAACACGUGCAUCGAGGCCAUGCUCCAGGUGCUCCGUGCGGACCCCGCGUCGCGCAUCCUGGCGUGCGCCCCCUCCAACUUCGCGGCUGACGUCAUCCUGGAGCGGCUGCGGGGCCACGUGCAGAAGCGCGAGCUGUACCGGCUCAACGCACCCGCGCGGAGUGCAACCGAGCUGGAGGCCAGCUUACUGGAGUACUGCAGCUUCGACCCCGCGCUCGGCCAUUUCACCAUCCCCGACGCGGCCGCCCUGGCGCGCCCACGUGUCAUCAUCUCCACCUGCUGCUCCGCCUCGCUUCUGCACGCCCAGGGCCUGCCACGUGGCCACUUCAGCCACGUGUUCGUUGACGAAGCUGGCCACGCCCGCGAGACCGAGGCCCUCAUUCCAAUCGCACUUUUUGCGGAUAAGACGAGCAUCGUCGUUCUUGCGGGCGAUCAUAAGCAGCUGGGGCCCAUCGUACGGUCCAAAAUGGCCGCCGGGCGGGGCCUGGAGACGAGCUACCUGGAGCGGCUCGCGAUGCAGGCGCCUUAUCUGCCCUGGGGGCCCGCUUCCGAGUACCACCCCCGGUUCAUCACGCGCCUGGUGCGCAACUACCGGUCGCACCCCGCCAUCCUCGCGCUGCCGUCGCGCAUGUUCUACCGGGACGAACUGGUCCCCUGCGCCGACGAGGCCCUGCGGUCAUCGCUAACCAACUGGGCGAGUUUGCCUAACCGGGACGAGUUCCCGAUAUUGUUCCACGGCGUCGAGGGGCGGGACGAGCGGGAGGGGAACAGCCCCUCGUGGUUUAACCCGACCGAGGUCAGCCAGGUCGUCAAGUACGUGACUCAGCUCAUCGAGAACCGCGGCGCGCGGGUGCUGGCGCGCGACAUCGGCGUUAUUUCGCCGUACCGGAAGCAGGUACAAAAGAUCGAUAAGCAGCUGACAGUCAAACACCCGGGGGUCAAAGUGGGCAGCGUCGAGCAGUUCCAGGGCCGGGAGAAGCGGGUGAUCAUCAUAUCGACGGUCCGGAGCAGCGCGGAGCACAUCGAAAGCGACCUGAAGCACAACCUGGGUUUCCUGCGGAACCCCAAGCGCUUCAACGUGGCAGUCACGCGCGCCCAGGCACUGCUUAUCAUCAUCGGGAACCCGCACGUGCUUGCGCAGGAUCGCUGCUGGGGCGCUAUGUACGAGUACUGCCGGAACAACGGGGCAUAUGUGGGCUGCGAAGGGCCCCAGCCGCCUCCCAGCGGGGGACCCCCGCCGCCUCUCCGCACGGGGGCCCAGCCGCCUCCUAGCGCGGCGAGCCAGGAAGAGGCGCUGAUAGCGGACUGGACGCACCUGAAUCUGUUGGACGGAAUGUCGGACGACGGAGUAGAGGUCGAGAGACCGGAAUGGCCUGAGGCCAAGUAAGAGCUAUUACAAAAUGGGGGUUCGCGGAAACGAUGCUCGAGGGCGGAGCUUGAGGUACUAUAUGUAGAGCCACGUGUGGCUGAGGCUGAAUGACGAGUAGUUGAGGCACCGCUUGAGCGAUGGGUUCACGUGACCGGAGAAGAAGGUAGAAUGUCAGAGCUGCUAAGUUCUGUCCGGUCUGGUUUGCAAAAGGCGGAUCUCGCGGGGUCUCCCUUGGGUAGUCAAUGUGGGACGGUUGUAGGAUAGAUAUUAGGGUGAGAUGUCUGAAAAAAUGGCGACUAGUUUGCCAGUCACGGAAUUGCGGCAACGUGCCAUGUAGAGUAUGGUUCUCAACUUAGACUUCUUAUGUGUACAGAUAAGGUGUGCGGACAGCUGUACUGAGGCGGCCGGCGUGGUAAAAUAGAUUCUAGAAUAUUUAAUAACAUAUGAGGACGGGGAGCUAAGCUACAUUGCAUACAACCAUGAAGUGAAGACAAGUUACACGUGGGGCUUUCGGCAGAGCUAGAUAUGAUGCAUCAGUGAGUCUACCGUGACCGGGGGGGGCCCGCUGGCAGCCAAACAAAUCUCAUGGGCCGACGGUGCGAUGGAGACGGACGGUCAUGUACAUAUGAUCGAGCUUUCAUGACGUGGACAAGCUCGCCGGCGCCUGUCGAGUAU